CCCGCUCAGCGUACCGGGAUGCAGAAAGGCCUGAAGAAGUACUUCGUCAACAUGGACGAGUACCUGUGCAGUCUGGGCCUCUACCGGAAGAUGGUGGCGCGAGACGCGUCCAGUCUGUUCAGAGCCGUUUCAGAACAGUUGUAUUACUCUCAGAACUACCAUCAGAGGAUCCGUCAGGACUGCGCUGACUACAUGAGAGCCAACAGAAGCAACUUUGAACCGUUUGUUGAAGGUUCAUUUGAGAAAUAUCUGGAGCGCCUCGAGGACCCCAAGACUACAUACUGCAGAUACAGACUAGUGCAAUGUGUGUUUUGGGUGUGCAGGCAUUGUUUCCUGAUCUUCCGUUACCCGGGGAAACCAGCGACGGUGAUCUCAGAGGAGGACUUUGUUGACAAGGUGACGCUGUGUUGCUCCAUCAAUGGUCACUACGACAUUGUUUACCCCAGGACUUACCCCGUCUCUGCUGCCCUCUGCCAGUCGCUCUUCUAUGAGCUGCUCUACACUCAGGUGUUCGGGUUUGAGGAGGCGGAGCUCUGUCAGGCCAUGGAGGCCUUCAGGGUCGGAGGUCGUCGCUAUAGAAACAGCCCGUCAGUGUGUAGUGAUGUGGACUUUGGCUACGACACACCAGAGGACCGAUGUCACAGGGAGGAGGCGGAGUCGGGUGGAGCUGCUGACGAUAAACAGCAGGUGAAGCCUCCUGUAGAAGCCCCGCCCCCUGCCAGACUGUCACUUCCUUAUAAGGUCAUGAAGUCUCUGGAUGGAGAAGCGUACCGAAACCUGGAGUUUGACGUGUGGCAGGACACCUGUAAAGAGAUGCAGAAGACGGACUACAUGGUGUUUGCAGGGAGGCAGUACUUCCUGGGAGACAAGUGUCAGGUGCGUCUGGAGCCCAAGGGGAAGUACUACAACGCCUUCAUCCAGGAAGUAGGAACCCACCCGUCUGCUGUCACGGUGUUCAUCGAGGAGCUGGGAGAGAAGUACUCAGACUCUCGUGGUCAGCGACAUCAUCACCGCCAUCGGUACUUCAGGAAGUCUCGUGGCAGCAGCGGAAUGAAGGGGGCGGAGCUUCUGAUGCCGCCGCAGUCCUAUGGAGGCCCGCCUCCCUCUGCCCUGCCCCCUCGCUUCCAGCCAGCAGGCCCCCCCCGCCCCCCCCCACCCCUGUCCCCAGGAGCCAUGACCUUUGACCCCUACGCCCCCCCACACCACCACCCAGCCAGACCUCCUCGCUACGGAGCCUCCAGAAGCUCCACCCGUUUCCUGAACCGUCACCUGAUUGGUCCUCAGUUGACCUAUUACCACCCUGGAAGGAGAUAUUACCACGACUACGAGAGCUAUGCCUUCAGGUCACGGCGCAGUCGUCGGCAGUUGGCGACGACUCUGAACAAAGACGGUCAGUACGGUUUCCCCACGGACGCCGAGGAGGAGCCGGCGGACCUGGACGCCACCAUCACCUUUUACCAGCUGGACGACGCGGACGGCGUCUUCCCCCCGCUGGCGGGCCCGGCUGGGGCUCCGCCUUCCUCCAUGGGAGCCCCGCCCCCUCCGCCUGGCUCCUCCUACAGGGUUCAAAGAGGCUCGGGGCCCCUCCCCCCUGCACCUCCACCUAGGAGCACCCCCGUGUGUUCAUCAGAGGACGACCAGGAGGACGCCAGCACCGUGGAGGACCAGGCUGAGUACACGGAGGACUACAUCUACAUCUCUCAGGAUCAGAACUACCAGACCUCAGGUGUUUACACCGCUGCUGAGCCCGCCUCCAGCCAGGACGACCAGGAAAGAGCUGAGUCUCCACCGAGACCAGAGAUGAACUACAGCUACGCACAACAGGUGGUGAAGCCUUUAGUCAUCUGCUCUUCACCCUCCUCUUCCUCCUCCUCGCCCUCUUCUCCGUCACGUGUACCUGCCACUGCACACCUGCCGGCAGCCACACAGACACGCUCAGUUGCCAUGGCGAUUACAGCCACUUCCCCCUGGUUGGUUAAUGAGUUGGGUGAGCCCCUCUGCACCAUGGUGGCUCCGCCCCCUUACUCCUAUGACCUCAACGGCAGCGAUCUACCUCGAGACUGCAGGGUCCUCCAGUAUUACUUCAACUUAGGAGUCCAGUGGUACCAUCAGAGCUGCUGGCAGCAGCAGCAGGCGUACCCCCCCGCCUCCUCGCCGGAGGCCUCCUACCAGCACUACACCCCCUACCUGAACCAGGAGCCCCUACAUGCUGGCCCUCCUUUGUACCCUGAGACAACGCGAGGCCUCUAUCAGCCCUCCUCCUACUACCCAGAAUCCACCAGGGCAGGAGACGGACAGACAGACGGCCACGGCGGCGGCCCCGCCCCCUUGGGGGAAGGCCCCUCCUCCUCGCAGAGCCCCUCCUCCUCUGCGCUCCUGUACCCAGAUCAAACGACCCUCCCCUCUCCAUCGCUGCUGCACCUGCCGUACGAAGCUCCGCCUCCUGCCACAUACUUGCCCUCGGCCCCCCCCCCUCACCCCGCUCAUCUGACCCACCACUCCUACCACGCCUGCCUCCCCCCCUCCACCCACUGGGGGUCGCUGCAGGCCGGGGGCCACGCCACGCGGGUCUACUGCCCCGCCCCCAACCCCACCCACGUGGUGGGUUACAUCACAACACCCCACCACACGGCCACCCACUACAUCUCCCCCCCGGUCUAACGCGCCUCUCAUUAGCU
Messenger RNA from Pseudoliparis swirei, 2678 nucleotides. RefSeq names its product ALG13 UDP-N-acetylglucosaminyltransferase subunit (gene alg13). Gene Ontology annotation, molecular function: cysteine-type deubiquitinase activity. The record is from RefSeq and is a predicted model, not a curated record. NCBI's taxonomy places the organism in Eukaryota, Metazoa, Chordata, Actinopteri, Perciformes, Liparidae. The transcript has 23 exons. Gene Ontology annotation, biological process: protein deubiquitination. Bases 19 to 2661 code for a protein of 880 amino acids.